Molecule: messenger RNA, 198 nt
Organism: Sclerotinia sclerotiorum 1980 UF-70
Lineage: Eukaryota; Fungi; Ascomycota; Leotiomycetes; Helotiales; Sclerotiniaceae
Exons: 3
Coding region: 1-198 (65 amino acids)
Source: RefSeq, a predicted model, not a curated record
AUGGUUCCAAGCCGAAGCAUUGCGGGUUCUAGCAGAGUCUACAAGUCGCAGAAAAAUCAGACGCAGUUUGACGCAGCUGAGGACCAUCGCAUAUUUAACAGAGCAGAACUUCAACACAAACGAAAAGCGCAGCGAGGUGCGGCCAAGAAGACCCAUCCAUACCAUAACACCAAGGACUUCGCACAAUUUGAUGUUUAG